AUGUCUUCGGAGCCGAACGUUGCCAUAGUGACGGAGGACAAAACCUACGCGGUGAGCAAGAGGAAGCUGAUCGAGAAGAGCGACUACUUCCGCGCUCUGUACAACUCGGGGAUGAGGGAGUCCACGGAGGACUCGGUGCAGCUGCAGGGCCUCAGCGCCCCCGGCCUGGAGCUGGUGCUGGAGUUCAUCGACACCUCCAAAGUGGAGCUCGCCAACGAGACCCUGGAGGACCUGAUCGAGGCCGCCUCCUUCCUGCAGGUCACCUCCAUCCUCAAGCCGCUGACGGCCGAGAUCCGGCCGGACAACUGCGUGGAGCUCUACGGCUUGGCGGAAGUCUACGGAACCCACGAGUUGAGUGCCGCCUGCCUAAAGUUCAUGAGCUGCUACUACCAUCCCAUGAUGAGGCGACCCGAGUUCUACCGCCUUCCCGCCGCCGUAAGGGAGCGGGCGAGGGAGACGCGGAUGAACGGCGCCGCCGCCCUGGUGAUCAUCAGGGCCUCGGGCGGCCCGGACGCGCCCGAUCGGGACCAGGCCUGGUCUAUGCUGAGAUACGGCGAGGCCGAUCAGCGCUGGAAGCCUCUGGCCAACAACCUGCCGGCCGACCUGAUCAACGUGCGGGGGUACGGCUCGGCCGUGCUGGACAACUACCUCUUCGUGGUCGGGGGCUGGCGCGCCAGCAGCCAGGAGAUCUCGGCCGCGCAUUGCUACAACCCUUGCGGGAACGAGUGGAUCCAGGUGGCGCCGCUCAACCAGAAAAGGUCCAACUUCAAGCUUCUGGCCGCGCAGGGGAAGCUGUACGCCGUGGGGGGCCAGUGUCUCGGUACGGUGGAGUGCUACAGCCCCGAGAACGACUUCUGGACCUGCGUGUCCUCCAUGCCCGACCCGUUGGUGGAGUUCUCGGCCUGCGAGUGCCAGGGGAUGAUCUACGUCAUGGGGGGUUACACGGCGAGAGCUCGAAACACCGACCUCCUGCGCUACUGCCCCGCGGCCGACGCCUGGACGGCAUUCCGCCCGUGCGUGCCGCACGUGCGCAAGCAGCAGAUGCUGUCGGUGGAGGACACCAUCUACCUGGUGGGGGGCUACACGCGCGAGCCGGAGCACGCCGGCGAGACGGAGGACGCUCUGACCGUGCAGUCGUACAACGUGACCACCGGCGAGUGGCUGCGCCUGAAGGAAAAGGCGUCCAAGUCGGGCUUGAACCUGACGUGCGCGCUGCACAACGAAGGCAUUUACAUCAUGAGCCGCGACGUGGGCUUGAGCACCAGCGCCGCGCAUCGCGUCUUCCUCAAAUACGACAUUUUCUCCGACGCUUGGGACUCUUUUAGGCUCCUGCGUUCUUUUGGACACAACAUGCUGCUCUGCUCGCUUUAUUUCCCCAAUGUGCUCUGA
Molecule: messenger RNA, 1389 nt
Organism: Nerophis lumbriciformis (worm pipefish)
Lineage: Eukaryota; Metazoa; Chordata; Actinopteri; Syngnathiformes; Syngnathidae
Source: RefSeq, a predicted model, not a curated record